AUGUUCUUUCUCUACAAUAUGGAGCGCAGGGUCACCCUGCAUCCGUCAUACUUCGGCCGCAACAUGCACGAUCUCGUCACUAGCAAGCUGCUAAAGGACGUCGAAGGCACCUGCGCCGGCAGCUACUACAUCAUCUCCAUCAUGGACACGUUCGACAUUUCCGAGGGCCGCAUCUUGCCAGGCAACGGUCUCGCAGAGUUUACGGUUGGGUACCGCGCCGUCGUGUGGCGGCCAUUCAAAGGAGAGACGGUUGAUGCCGUUGUCUACUCCAUCAAUCCACAGGGUUUCUUCGCCCAGGCUGGCCCCCUCAGACUCUUUGUGUCUGCUCAUCUGAUACCGAGCGACAUCAAAUGGGACCCCAACGCGACACCCCCUCAGUUUACCAACAACGAAGACACCGUCAUCGAGCCGGGCACGCAUGUGCGCGUCAAGAUUAUCGGCACGCGAACAGAGGUCGGCGAAAUGUGGGCCAUUGGAAGCAUCAAGGAGGACUACCUAGGAUGUCUCCAGGAUUAA
This is a messenger RNA of Trichoderma aggressivum f. europaeum, 516 nucleotides long. RefSeq lists its product as uncharacterized. Bases 1 to 516 code for a protein of 171 amino acids. The record is from RefSeq and is a predicted model, not a curated record. Gene Ontology annotation, cellular component: RNA polymerase II, core complex; P-body. Gene Ontology annotation, biological process: positive regulation of translational initiation; positive regulation of nuclear-transcribed mRNA poly(A) tail shortening; DNA-templated transcription. Lineage: Eukaryota; Fungi; Ascomycota; Sordariomycetes; Hypocreales; Hypocreaceae. Gene Ontology annotation, molecular function: translation initiation factor binding; single-stranded DNA binding; single-stranded RNA binding. The transcript is spliced from 4 exons.